Molecule: messenger RNA, 507 nt
Organism: Mercenaria mercenaria
Lineage: Eukaryota; Metazoa; Mollusca; Bivalvia; Venerida; Veneridae
Exons: 3
Coding region: 111-434 (107 amino acids)
Source: RefSeq, a predicted model, not a curated record
UUUAGACAUGAACCUCUAUGCAGAUAAGAUAAUAUAAUCAGUUUAGAACGAGUGCUUUUUAGUUCUUUUAAGAUAGUUAUUGGCCAAGAGGAAAGCGAAAGGACUGCACAAUGAAACAAUUGAUUUUGGCUUUUGCUUUUGUUAUAACCAUUUAUUUCGCUUGGGUUGAUCCAGUGUCAGCUGUUUCCUGUACAGUGAACGGCGAAUGUAACAGUACGACAUUAUGUACCGGAACUAACAGCUUCCCUAUCUGUCAACAUCCUGAGGGUGCCGAAAUAGUUGCCAACGGUGGAUUGUGCACAUGUAGCGUACCAAGCGGAAGCUGUACUUACCCAAGUGAUUGUUACGGCGUACCCGGCCUAAACUGUAAAGACGAUGCCAGACAUUGCUAUGACAAUAACUGUGUUUGUGAUCGGUUCCCUAUCGGCAAAUGAUGGAAGCAAUUAAACAUGUACCAUGUGAAUUCUAUACAGUUUCUUUUUAGAAAAAAAAAAUAGAUAUAAGAUU